Messenger RNA from Cyclospora cayetanensis, 2487 nucleotides. RefSeq lists its product as uncharacterized. Gene Ontology annotation, molecular function: 3',5'-cyclic-nucleotide phosphodiesterase activity. The transcript has 12 exons. Gene Ontology annotation, biological process: signal transduction. Lineage: Eukaryota; Apicomplexa; Conoidasida; Eucoccidiorida; Eimeriidae. The record is from RefSeq and is a predicted model, not a curated record. Bases 1 to 2487 code for a protein of 828 amino acids.
AUGCCUCCUGCGGCUGACGCCACCAGUCCAGAGGGCAGGCCUCGUGUUUCUGCUAGGCUUCAGAGCAGCUGCGAUGACAGCAGCAGCAGCACUCGGAGUGUGACCAAGAGCAGCAGAGCAAGUGCAGCUUCUGCGCCAAGGGUCGUCGCGCGCAGCCAGGAGCGCAGCGAGGCGUUGGCGGGGGGAGCUGCUCCCGACGAGCGACGGCAGUCCAAGAGUGCUUUCCAGCAGCCAAAACAGCCCCCCGAUCCUGAGGUGCCUUGCUCCUCCUCGUCGUGCACAGCAUCUGCGAAUCCAGCAGCUGCUAGCAAGGCUGCGAAGGAGACUGGAGGCGUUUGCCGUGUCCAUCCUAUCGAUCGUACGUCGCGCCUGUUCGGGAGGCACUAUUUAGCGCAGCUUCCAAACCGCAAAGCAGCAGGGAGCAAAUGCACUUGGCCUGCGGGUAGCAGGAACGACGCUUUUCUGAGCCGCGUCAUCUGUCUGUGCGCCGUGGUGCUGAUAACGUCCAUGGAGCAUAGCAUGCACUGCAGCAACUGCAAAGCCGUGCAGACGCACAACGAGAUUGAGGCCUCAAUUGACAAGCUUCCUGGCGAAUACGUCGCUGUCGAGAUGCUCGGUGAGCGCGGGGAGGGUUUGGUCAUGGCGGCAACGGGCACAGACGCCUGCACGGCGGAGCUGAUUCUGCUGUCCUUUGUGACACUCUUCCACACGCUUAUCAUCGACCUCAUGCUGCCGGUUAGGCCUGUCUGCGUAAUCUCGUCUUGCGUUUUUUUGUGCUGCGGGCUACUGGGCCGAGUGCAGACGGAGAUCUCCCAUAGGCAGCUCUACUUCCGCUGGCGCCGUUCAAUGUGCUUGCUGCGCGACACAGAACGUCAGCUGCGCUCGCAGCAUUCAGCUCGCACUGGUAUUGAAAAGUUGGCUCUGUUUGUGCGGCGCUCGGAGGCCCUGCUUCGCCGCGCUGCGGCGUCUGCCCCUCCGGACUCUGCUGCGGUUCAGGUAGCGAUCGAAGAAGUCGCAGACAUGCAGGCUAAAGUCUUAGAGAUCGUGACAGAUGUACACAAUGUGUACCGUGCGGAGAUGUCCACUGAGGAGCUGCGCGAGUUCAUCCGCUUCGUUCCCGAAGUCGAAGACUCAAACAUUCUCCUACCCAUUGAGUGGCGGCACCGCAGCCCCUCAUUAGCCACUGGCCCUUCAGCGGCUUCCACGACGAUUCGACAAGUCGCCGCUGCUGCUGCCGCUGCCGCUGCCCAUGCACCCCCUGUUGCUCCUGGGGUUGCCUCGUCUUCCGCGGGAGUUCCGGCGCUCGCGAUCGCACCAACUGCAGUGGCUGCAACGCUUUUCCCCAGCACGACUGCACGAGGCCAAGCCUCAGUAGCUUCUGCUGUUGCUACUCCGAUGUCGCUCACUCCUACCGGCGCUGGUGGCUCUCACCUAGAUGAUCCAGAGGGGCUUAUCGACAAGCUGCCUCCCUCUGCGGCUGAAGAGCUGAGGACGAAGUUGGGUACUACGUGGGACCUUGAUAUGCUCAUGAUCGAAGAGCAAUCAAAAAGCAACGCGCUCGUGAUUGUGGGCAACUUGAUGCUGCUGCCGCUGUUGCAGCGGGAAGGUUUGCAGUGCACGCGCAGCCAAGUCCGGUGCUUCGUGCAAAGGGUGCAGCAGCAAUACUGCAGCAGGAACCUGUAUCACAACGCAACCCAUGCGGCCAUGGUGGCGCACUGCUGCAGGUGUAUCGUUGGGGACGUGAUUCCCAACAAGAAGGACUUGACGUAUGCUGACGAGAUUUGCAUUGUAGUUGGCUGCAUUGCACACGACUUGGGCCAUCCGGGGCUGACGAAUCAGUAUCUCAUUAACGUUCGGUCCCCCUUGGCCAUUACAUAUAACGAUAUUUCGGUGUUGGAGAACUACCACGCAGCAUGCUGCUUUAGGACCGCCGCGGAACACGAUGGAAAUAUCUUUUUCGGCCUGAAAAAAGAAGUUUUCCAGUACAUUCGCCAACACACGAUCGAACUCAUCCUUGCCACCGAUAUGAAGAAGCACUUUGACUUCAUCUCCCACCUCAGAGUUCGCCGGCACACUCCGAACUUCGAUAUCAUAGAAAGCAACGAUGACAGGUGGAUGGUUUUCAAGGCGUGCAUCAAGGCUGCAGACUUGGCGCACGCAGCGACUAACUGGGAACAGCACAAGCAGUGGUCGGAAAGACUCGCUGAAGAAUUUUACUUGCAGGGGGAUGAAGAAAAGAGACUGGGGCUGCCAGUUUCAAAUCUCUGCGACAGACUCAGGAAGCACGAAUUUAGUCGAUCCCAGGCCGGUUUCCUCAAGGUGCUCGUGGAACCGCUAUUUACUGAAGUGGCAGCCGUCGUGUACAACUCGGAGGCGAAAGCGCGGGUGCAGAAUGUUAUUUGCAGACACAUUAAGCACAACAGAGAAAAAUGGGACUUGAUUGAUCAAGCACGCGAAGCUGCCGAUUCACAAAGUCCAAACCCCUAG